AGGACUACCAUGGGAAGCUGUGAAAGCUUUCGACCUGCCACCUGGUGUGAAUCCUAUCAUAGAGGUCAGCGAUCGGUCAACGAUGAUCUCAGGGCGUCCAGCCGAGUUUGAGAAGGCAGUCGAAGCAUUAACGUCACAGGGCGUCUUUGUCAGACAGAUGGGACCUAACAUGGGUGCACACAACAUUGAUGUGAUGGCCCCAGCGCUGCCUGGGUUAAAGAAGGCACUACAGGAGGUGAUUCCGAGCCCACGGCGGGCAUCCCAUCGGUGGAUUAGCACAGUGUGGUCCGAGGAGGAGUGGGACACCAGAGGUCGCCUCUGCUCACCGGACUACGUAUUGACAAAUCUCGUGGAGCCUUCGCGUCUGCGUCAGGCGUUGGCACGGAUACCGUCGGGCGCCAUCUUGAUGGAAGUGUCGGCUGAAGGAUUCAUGAAAAGCAUGAGCGCAGGAGGAGACGGGGGCUCUGGUGGUGGUGGUGGAGGAGGGCCCCACAUCACCGUAGUGCCGCUGAUGGAUCCCGCAGCAAAGGACAACCGUCGCUUCUUCCUGUCCAGCCUGGACAAGUGCUCACCAGACAGCGUCUGCUCCUCGCUCGAAGCAGAAGAGCUGUUGUACGAGCGAUAAGUGUUGCCGCAAUGGAGGACAAGAAGCUAAUUAAGCACGCACAUCCACGCCAUUGUGACAGCCGUCAUUUUAUGCGAAUUCCAGUGUCUAAUAUAAUAAUAAUCACCGGAAACCUAUUACCGAUGGCGCUAACGUUCGCGAAGGAUGUGCAAGACAAUAUACAUCACGCUCGCAAUUUCUGUUAAUGGAGAGACUAGGCGCAUAAUUGAUUAGAUUUUCGAUGAAUAACGAUUAUUUUGUGUAAUGUUCCAUUCGUCAGUCCAAGCACGAUGAAAUAAAAAGCGCGCAUGAUGUAGAGUAUUUUCGAUUGUGAUCGUUAUGACUUAAAUUAAAGUUAAUGUAAAAUUAGCUGCGAGUUCUAAAUGCGUGGAAAUGCUUGCUGUUCGCUCGUAAUUAAGUUAUUAAGUAUAAUCCUAUAUCAGCUAGUGCACUCUGUCUCAGCACCGCGGCAGCAUCUCAUUCCUUAGCUAAUGUGCUGCGAAAUCUUGUCAUUGACCGGCUUUUAAAAAAUGUAAAAAAAAUAUAAGCAUACAAGAGCCGAGGAGAAGCAUGUACCCUACACGUUAA
This is a messenger RNA of Priapulus caudatus, 1192 nucleotides long. RefSeq names its product fatty acid synthase-like. Gene Ontology annotation, molecular function: transferase activity. The transcript is spliced from 4 exons. Bases 83 to 625 code for a protein of 180 amino acids. The record is from RefSeq and is a predicted model, not a curated record. NCBI's taxonomy places the organism in Eukaryota, Metazoa, Priapulida, Priapulimorpha, Priapulimorphida, Priapulidae.